Messenger RNA from Sclerotinia sclerotiorum 1980 UF-70, 267 nucleotides. RefSeq lists its product with no specific name. The record is from RefSeq and is a predicted model, not a curated record. NCBI's taxonomy places the organism in Eukaryota, Fungi, Ascomycota, Leotiomycetes, Helotiales, Sclerotiniaceae. The transcript has 3 exons. The coding region runs from base 1 to 267 and encodes 88 amino acids.
AUGAGCUCUGUUCAGACACUUUCUGUGCUGUGUCUAUUGAUCGGGCUGGAGGCUUUGCUGAUAUUCUUCAGCAGCAGUUCUGAGCUAUGCUGGAAGCUCUCUGUCGAGGACGAGCUAUUGAGGCUGACACAGAAAGCGCGAAUUCCUACCAAGGGUUGUUUGAUACAAAGAGGUUAUGAAUUAGAAGAAGAUCGUGGUCUUUGCCGAAUACUCUUUGAUACAAUGUCGCAUAAGAAAACAAAUUCCCGUCGAUGUCUAAGUUUGUAG